This is a messenger RNA of Pyrenophora tritici-repentis Pt-1C-BFP, 1278 nucleotides long. The record is from RefSeq and is a predicted model, not a curated record. Lineage: Eukaryota; Fungi; Ascomycota; Dothideomycetes; Pleosporales; Pleosporaceae.
GCCGUGGUCUUGUCAACUCGGUCCCGUCAACAUUGCUACCUAUUUGCUUGCUGACUGUUACUGUACCAUUCAGAAGCAAGGAAGCGUCCAGCUUGACGUAAUCCUACGACCAUGGUAGACUUCCGACCUAGUGAUGCUGCAUCACCCCUGAGCUCCGCCGCUGCUCCAGCUGUCAAACGAAAGCGGCUUGCUUCGUGCCUGGGUGAACAGGAACGUCGGGAUAGAAAGCGGGCCAUUGAUCGCGAAGCCCAACGUUCCUUGCGAGAAAAAACAAAGGCACACAUCGCCGACUUGGAACGCACCAUAGAAAUACUGCGCCAACAAGACAGCAAUGGAGCCACUGCGAGCUUGUUGUCCGAGAUUGACCAACUGCGAGCGGAGAAUGUGCGGUUGAAGGAGAUUAUCGAUAGUGUCAGGAAUCUGGUAGGUGGUCCAGUUGCAUCACGUAACACUACGUCAGUAAAUGCGUCCAAUGGCCAUGGCGAGAACGGUUCGUCAGCUGCGAACAGCAUUACCGGACAACCAUCGCCAAGGCCUUUUCUUCCAAAUGACCAAAGAAAAUCAUCGACAUGUAUCGUCGAUCAAAAGACUUCCGCGGAGACAUUCACAGCACCAAGAUGCCUUGAUCUUGAUAGCAUGCCUGUGCAGGCAGUCAUGGAUCCAGCGACAGCAAACGACCUCAAUCUGGACAUGGAUAUAAAUUUGGAACUCGCUACGGUCAACGACGAAGAAGACGUUGAAGAGAUGCCUCGCAAUACUCAGCUCGCCGCCCCAUAUGCACCCUUGAUGGAAGAGCUCUUCGGCCCAGAUUGGCGCUUACCCUCACCAACAACGCUUUACAUCGGAAACCCCGACCUGCGGCUACCCGCGUCAAUCAAAUACUAUCUUCACGCUACUAAAGAGGAAUUGGAUAAAGUGCCUGAAUGGCUGAAACCCAGUCCCUCUCAAGCCUCUACCACUCACCCAAUCGCUCUCGACUUCUUCGCUUGGCCCACACUCCGUACUCGCCUCCUCGCAAACCACGCUUCCAUCUUCCAAUCGACUGCUCUAUCCCGCGCAUACUCGCACCAUCUCCAUUUCGCUUGGCCCUUUAGCUUUGAAGACGCGUUUUUCCAAGACUCCAGGACGGGCGAGUAUUAUCCAAGUCCAUUGUUCGAGCGGUAUCAUGGAGACUUGACGUUUUGGGGUGUAAAGGAGGGCUUUUAUGAUACUUUUCCAGAGAUGAGGAGUGAUAUCGAGGGGGAUAAGGGGAGGUUUGGUGAGGGCUGUGGAUGGUAG